Messenger RNA from Aspergillus fumigatus Af293, 1557 nucleotides. RefSeq names its product putative MFS transporter (gene mfsC). The record is from RefSeq and is a predicted model, not a curated record. Lineage: Eukaryota; Fungi; Ascomycota; Eurotiomycetes; Eurotiales; Aspergillaceae. The transcript has 5 exons. The coding region runs from base 1 to 1557 and encodes 518 amino acids. Gene Ontology annotation, molecular function: transmembrane transporter activity. Gene Ontology annotation, biological process: transmembrane transport. Gene Ontology annotation, cellular component: membrane.
AUGACGUCCAACAAAAAAUCAAGGCUUCCCCCAUAUCAACCGGGCGAGCAUGUUAGCCCUUCGGUGCAUUUGAACUGUGUUCUGCUGACAACCACAGUGGUCAACUUCUUGGAUCUCUUUCAACUUUCCUCGGUACUCUUUGCCCUUCCGAAUAUCCAGCAGGCUCUUGGAUUCGCGAGUGAAGAUAUCAAUUGGGUUUUGAUUGUAUACAACAUCACUUUUGCAGCGUUCCUUCUGAUUGCUGGACAACUGGGACAGAGGUUCGGGCUGGAAAAGAUAUUCAUUGCCGGCACAGCUACUCUCACCAUAUCCAACGUUAUCAACACGACCGCACCAAACAAAGGUGCCUUGCUGGCCGGUCGUGCCAUUUCCGGAGUCGGUGCUGGGUUGACUGCCCCGAAUGGACUCGCAAUCCUCAGCAAUACAUUCCCAGAUCCGGAGUCCCGCAACAAAGCAUUGGCCAUCUACACUGCAUGUGGCCCUCUUGGGUCGACUAUCGGCACUGUCGUCGGUUCUCAUCUGGCAUGUAUGUCAGGCUGGAGAUCAAUCUUCUGGCUGUGUCUGAUCCUCACAGGCCUUUCAACAAUACUGGCCUGUUUAUUUCUGCCACGGUUUGCAAAGAGAAAGGACAUGCCUAUUGAUAUACCCGGUACCGUUGUCUUUACCGCUGGUGUAGCAUUACUGGUCUACGGCCUCAAUGACAGCUCGCGCAGGGGUUGGACAUCCGCUGCAAUGCUGACGGGGAUUAUCCUGGGAGUUUGUCUCCUUUUUGUCUUCCUCUGGGUGGAGGCCAAGGUUUCCAACCCAGCUAUCUCCAGUUACCUGUGGAAGUCUGGCCCCUUUCUCGUGAUGCUGGUUGCCAUUUUCGCCUUUGGAGGGAGCUUUAGUACGUGGUUCUUCAUCUCCACCCAACUCUGUGUCAAUCUCCUUGGUUACUCUACAAUCCUAACCGCCGUGUAUUUUCUGCCCGCUGCCUUUGCCGCUAUCGCAAGCGGAGUUUUUGCUACCCCCCUCAUACGACUCGCAGGGGAGAAGAACAUCCUCGUGGCCGGGCUAGCCAUCACCGCCGCUGGUGCUGUCGCCUGGGCAUUUGCUGGACCCCGGAUCGGGCCGGCGGUACCCACCACGGGGAGGGAUACUGCCAUCAUCUUUGUGAUCGGCAGUCCCGUCGCUCUUGUGCCGACUCAAAGUAUUCUUCUCCGCGAGGUCGAAGCGGGGAACCAUGCGGUUGCGGGUGCGCUGUUCAAUACCGCCUACCAGGUGGGUGCGAGCGUCAUUCUGGCCGGGGCGAAUGCUUUGAUGGAUAGGAGCCGCGCGAAUGUACAGGGGGUGAGGCAGGUUACCAUAGACGGGUACUUGAACGCCUUUUGGUUGAUAGCUGGUGUGCUUGGGGCUGCCGCGUUGACUGUUAUGGUUUGCUAUUGGCCUGGGAAAGAUGACCUGGUAGAGAGGCAGACGGAAGAGGCCAAUGCAGUGGGGCCUCUUGCAGUGGACAAAGUGGACACGAGCAAAGAUGCAACUGCGAGUGCCAGGAGUGUCGCAGACACAAGGCUGUGA